AUGCCCUUCUCUUUCAGCUUCACGCUCACCGUCCCUGGUCUUGUCAAUCCAUUCUCAGCGCCGUCACAGCUGUCUGCUUCGGCCGCGCCACAACCCAAACAGGCUCUUCUUGACGCCAGAAGUGACAUCCUGACGCACGGGGACACGGCCGUAUCGCAUCGUCGUCCCCCCUCUCCCUCCCUCUUACCUCCGCUCUCGCGCAAACGAGGAUGGGUGCCCUCUGACUCAGAACCGAGCCACGCUGCUGCAAUACCCACUUCCACCAACGGAUAUCUUGACACACCCGCGAAAUAUAGGGACAUGAUGGCGAACACGAACGAGGACGACGAGAUCGAAGAGAUGGUCGCAGACUUGCCUCCGGCCAAGCGCCGGCGCACGCUUGCUGGCUCAAUCGUCUCGACUGCGUUGAGCGCUGCUCUUAUCGGGACUGCAGUAGGCCUUACAGUGUAUCGCCUAUGGAGAGACCGGGGCAAGCAACCCGAGUCUUCACCUCCGCCCCCGUAUGAACAAGGUGAAUGGGUACCACCAAAGGUCACGCCCCCCACUCCUCGCUCCCGCAAAUCCCGCCACGUUGCUGGUCGACGCACACAACCUCGUCACCGGAAGACUCAUUCGCGCCCCAUGCACGCUUCCAACUCCUCUGCCUCUAUCGGCUCUUCAGCCGCAUCGUACAUGCCUAUUCCUCCGGAAUUCAGUUUCAGUGCACCCACUGCCGACCCGGAGCCAGACGCAGACGAAGACGAAGAUGACCAGAUGUCCUGGAUUGGCGACAAGCUCACGUCGCUGAUCGCAGAAGGCCAGCGCGCUCUUGGCAAAGAGAUCGUGGUCAUGAGCGAGGCACCGGAAGAUGAGGAAGACAACGGCACGGAUGACUGGGUCGAAGAGGAUGGCGGUCGCGCACAGUCCUCGCAUGGCGGCCUGCCGCCCUACUCAUCGCGGCACGGCUCACCCCUCCUCAGCGCGUCUCCGCGACGCGAUCGCUUUGACCUCAGCUCGUCCUAUGCGACCUCGUAUGCACGGUCAAUCCCUGGCUCUCCCCGCCGUCGCGGCCGCGAGGCGUCCGUCGAGUCCGACCGUUUCGCGAGCACGUCCUUCCAAGAGGACGAGUCGGCGUGGCAGACGCCCGAGCUACGGGAAGCAAUGGAGCGCGCACGCCAGCGGUACCGGCGCGAGCACGCGUGA
Postia placenta MAD-698-R-SB12 is the source of this 1182-nucleotide messenger RNA. RefSeq lists its product as hypothetical. The transcript has 5 exons. Lineage: Eukaryota; Fungi; Basidiomycota; Agaricomycetes; Polyporales; Adustoporiaceae. The record is from RefSeq and is a predicted model, not a curated record. The coding region runs from base 1 to 1182 and encodes 393 amino acids.